Messenger RNA from Plasmodium relictum, 1419 nucleotides. Its product is annotated as rRNA processing WD-repeat protein, putative. Lineage: Eukaryota; Apicomplexa; Aconoidasida; Haemosporida; Plasmodiidae. Gene Ontology annotation, cellular component: nucleus. The coding region runs from base 1 to 1419 and encodes 472 amino acids. Gene Ontology annotation, biological process: rRNA processing. The record is from RefSeq and is a predicted model, not a curated record. The transcript is spliced from 3 exons. Gene Ontology annotation, molecular function: protein binding.
AUGAUUAAUAAAAAGUUGAAUAUAAAAAAAAAAAAUAUAAAUAAUACUGUUGAUACAAAAGAAAAAAAGAAGGUGAAACAAAAAGAAACUAAGGUAAGUGAUAUAGUGAGUUGUAUAGCAUGUUUAUCUAAAGAUAAAAAGAUACAAAAUAAAAACAAGAAGGAUUUUUUAAACAUAUAUGAAGAAUCAGAUUCGUCUUCCUACGAAAAUGGUGUAAAAAAAAAAAAAAAGAAAUAUGAAAAUGAAAAUUCUUAUAAAUAUAAUGCAUUAGAAAAUAUAUUUAAUGAUGAAAAGAAAAGUAAAAAAAUAAUUUUGGAAGAUUCUAUUAUAUCUAAUGAUAAAAAAUAUAUAUAUGAAGAUGAAUUAACUAUAGGCAAAAAUGAUGCCUUAAUUAUAAAUGGGAAAAUAUAUAAAGAUGUAGGAACAUUAGAAAUUCAUCUUUUUAAUUAUAAUGAUGAUAUCUUUAAUAUUUAUGAUGACGCAAUAAUUGAUAAUUAUCCGUUAUGUUUAGAAAUAAUAAAUCAGUGCUAUUACGAAAAUAAAAAUAUCGUAGCUAUAGGUACGUUAAAUCCAGAUAUAGGAUUAUGGGAUUUAAAUAAUAUUGAUACAUUAGAACCUAUAAAUUAUUUAGGAAAUAGUCAAGUAGAUAUAAAAAAGGAAGAAAAAAAGAGAAAACUACAUAUAAAGAAAAAAAAAGAAAACGAAAAGAAAGAAAAAAAAAAAAAUUAUGAAAAUAAUUUGUGUGGACAUACUGAUUGUGUAACUUGUUUAAGUUCAUCAAAAUUAAUAAGUAAUUUAUUGUGUAGUGGAUCGAAAGAUCGCUCUAUAAAAUUAUGGGAUUUAAGUAAUCUUUCUCAUUUGCAUACUUUUAGUUUUCACAAAAAAAAAAUUAAUAAUGUUGCUUUUCAUACAAAAGAAAAAAAUAUUUUGUUUUCAACUUCAUCUGAUAAAACAUUAAAAAUAUAUGAUAUAAGAAAAAAUACAGUUGGUUUAAAUAUUAAUUUAGCAAGUACACCCGAAUCUACUAUAUGGAGUAGAUACGAGGAGCAUGCCAUUUUGUCAUCUGAUGUUAAUGGUUAUAUUAAUAAGGUGGACAUAAGAAAUAUUAAAUCCUCUAAUCCGAUUGAUAAUAAUACAUUAAAAUUCAAAGCAUUCAAUAAAUCUUGUGUUUCUUUAUUAAGUACAUAUUACAAGGAUUUAACUUUGGCUGGGUCAGAAGAUGGUAUUAUUAAGGCUUAUGAUUUCAGUAAAGUUACUGAGAACGAGCCACUUUGUGUUUAUACAAAAAAUAUUAAAAAGAAUUUAUUUUAUAUGAAAGAUAAUGAGGACUGGCCUAAUGUAGUAUUUUUAGGAAGUGAUAAAUUAUUUGAUUGGGAUUUAAAAUCGUGUGAAGAAAUAUAUAAACAUUUCAAAUUAUAA